GAAGUGUUUAGACAGUCGAAAAAUAUCUCACCUGACAGGUGCACAGUGUAGUCACAGUUUCCUCAUCUACAUAUUAACCUUGCUCGUGGCUUAUGAGGAAAUCAAAGAGUCACACUAUGAAGUUCGAACAGCAGGUUUUUGUUGUUUUCCUUCUGGAGCUUUUAUUUACAGGAAUCGAUGCACAGUUGGAUGUGUGCGGCAAAGCGCCGUUCAACACCAAGAUCGUGGGAGGCCAGGAUGCCACUCUUGGCAGUUGGCCCUGGCAGGCUGUUGUGCGGCGACAAAACGCUUUAUGUGGAGGGUCCCUGAUAUCCAGUCUGUGGGUCCUAACAGCUGCUCACUGUUUUGAAAGUAACAGCACGAGUGGCGUAAGAGUUUUAUUUGGAACACUGACCAUUUCUGGGGGUAAUCAAAAUUCAGUGGAACGGACCGUCUCACAGGUCAUCGUCCACCCUGACUAUAAUCAAAGACCUAACGACAACGACGUGGCCUUAUUGAAGCUGGCCUCCUCUGUUGACUUCAAUGAUUUUGUCACUCCGGUGUGUCUGGCAGCUGAUGGCAGCAUCAUCAAUAAUGGAAUUCAAACCUGGGUCACCGGUUAUGGGACCACCAGCAGUGGGGGAUCUAUCGCACAAUUGCUGCAGGAAGUAAAAGUUCCCGUUGUGUCCAACUCCCAAUGUAACCAAGCAUACGGUGGCGGAAUCACAGACAACAUGCUCUGUGCCGGGCAAGCAGGAAAGGACUCCUGCCAGGGAGAUUCCGGUGGCCCACUGGUGUAUAAACAAGAUUCUCAGUGGACCCAGGCUGGAGUUGUGAGUUUUGGAAGUGGUUGUGGUGAUGCAAAUUUUCCAGGAGUCUACGCUCGAGUGUCCAAGUAUCAAAGCUGGAUCAACCAACAAAUCCCUACUGCAGAGCAGCCGGGAUACAUUACCUUAGCUAAUAUUUCUGCAACUGCUCCUCCAACUACUACUAAUACUACUAAUACUACUACUACUAAUACUACUAACACUACUACUACUAAUGCGGGUUCGAGCCCUGUGAUACCUGUCUUCCUGUCUCUUGCAGCUCCUCUGCUGAUAUCCAUUUUACCCAUCAUCUUCUCUGUCUUUAUCUUCUCUUAAGAUUAUGUUGGCAUUGAAAGUCAGGUGGGAAAAGAUCAGCUGUUCAGAAACCUCAUCAACCUUUAUUAUGUUCUUUAUGCACUUUGGUUGGUUUGUUGAAGAAAAAAAAAAUACUUUACUGCAUCAUUGCAUUGCUUUUUCUCAAGAAUCAUACAGCUGGAAUACCCCUGUCCAAACAUAAUCAUCAUCAGAAAUAAAAAAAAAAUGAAAGGGAAAAACUCAAGUUAUGUGAUGAGUUUUUUAGUCACCAACUAAAAUGACCAAAAUAACAAAUUCUGCAAUAUUCAAUAUACUGAUACCAAAACAUCCAAUCACUCGUACAGAGUCCCACCUCUGCUGACCAGUUUUCCAGUAUGUCUAAUGGAAGAAUAUGACACAGUUUCUCUCUCUCUCUCACACACACACACACACACACACACACACACACACACACACACACACACACACACACACACACACACACACACACACACACACACACACACACACACACACACACACACACAAAACAUAAUUAACUUAUUAAUUCAAUUUAUUUUAUCCAAAGGUUGAAAAAAAAAUUGAAAAAAUUGUAUUAGGCUUGUAAAAAGCAAAAAUAUAAAGUAAAUUUUUCUAAAUAAAUUUGUAUCAUUAGAGUUCUUUGACGUUAACAGAGGUGUACUGUACUCAAUUCAACUGAACAGAAAAGACAAAGUGCAUAACGUACCUCAUUCACCUUAUGUUUAAUAUGCAAC
Messenger RNA from Thalassophryne amazonica, 1855 nucleotides. Its product is annotated as chymotrypsin-like protease CTRL-1. The transcript has 6 exons. The record is from RefSeq and is a predicted model, not a curated record. Gene Ontology annotation, molecular function: serine-type endopeptidase activity. NCBI's taxonomy places the organism in Eukaryota, Metazoa, Chordata, Actinopteri, Batrachoidiformes, Batrachoididae. Gene Ontology annotation, biological process: proteolysis. Bases 93 to 1121 code for a protein of 342 amino acids.